AUGAUUCUAAAGGACAAUUGCUCCUCAUUUUGUCUCUUCUGGCUAUUACUACCACCAAUACCGCUUGCUCAAGCAAGCAACCGCAUCCAUGACCAAUCACCGCUCUCGCAAGACCCAAUUUCAGAAGUGAUAUCCGCCUCACCUCUACUCUCAUUCCACCGCUCUCUAUGCCAAACCGAGUCCAUCAGCAACAACGAGAAUGCAGUAGGCAACUACCUCUUCUCGUAUCUUAAGAAGCAUCACUUCCAUGUCUUGCGCCAAGAAGUGCCUCAGCCAGCGGACUCGACGGACAAGAAGAAACGAUUCAACGUCUUCGCGUGGCCGAAGGCAGAUAUCAAUGCGUCUACGCCCAUCCUUGAUCUGGUAGACGAAGAAAAGGAUGAUGUCCUGGGUGACUUCGUCCCCAAAGUCAUUCUGACAUCUCACAUCGAUACUGUACCGCCCUUUAUACCUUACUCUACAUCUAUUCCUCCAUCAUCAUUACCAGGAGAAGAAGAGGAAGAAGCAUUCAACCGAUCCGCCAUCCUCCUCUCCGGCCGCGGCACCGUCGACGCCAAAGCAUGCGUCGCGGCUCAGACCCAUGCCGUGCUAGACCUCCUCUCUUCACCACUGGCACCCAAUUUGCAGCAGCAGCAGCCGCCGCCGUCAUUUCCUGCCAACACUGAGCAUGAAAUCCCAACUCUUCCCACCUCUCUUCCGGUAGCCCUCCUCUUCGUCGUCGGCGAAGAAACAACCGGCUCGGGGAUGAAAACCUUCUCCUCCUCCGCGCUGCACCGCUCACUCUCCCACCCUCCAAACCCACCCGACCGACCGCGCCGUAAAGCAUAUUCGACCCUCAUCUUCGGCGAACCCACCCAAUCGCGCCUCCCAUCGGGCCACAAAGGCAUCCUCGUCUUCCGCAUCCUCGCGCACGGAAAGGCCGCCCAUUCCGGCUACCCCUGGCUCGGACGCAGCGCCAACAGCCUCAUCAUCCCCGUGCUAGCCGCCAUGGAUGGACUGGGAGAUGUGUCGGAGGAAGCCGGCGGACUGCCGCGGAGCGCAAAGUACGGCGCCAGCACCGUAAACGUUGGAUUGAUCCGGGGCGGGGUCGCCGCGAACGUGGUGCCGGAACGCGCCGAGGCGAGCGUUGCUGUGCGGCUGGCUGGCGGCUACCCGCCCAUCGAUCUCGAUGCGGAUGUAGACGGGUUCGGGGAGAGUGAGACGGUCAAUUACGGGACGGAUGUUCCGAAUCUGGAUCUGGGAAGUAGAAGCGGGCAGGUCAAGAGGUAUCUGUAUGGUCCCGGCAGUAUCUUGGUGGCGCAUGGCGAUCACGAGGGCCUCACAGUAGGAGAACUAGAGGGUGCGGUGGCCGGGUAUAGGAGGUUGAUUCUGGCUGCGCUCGAGCGAUGA
Endocarpon pusillum Z07020 is the source of this 1389-nucleotide messenger RNA. RefSeq lists its product as uncharacterized. The record is from RefSeq and is a predicted model, not a curated record. The coding region runs from base 1 to 1389 and encodes 462 amino acids. Lineage: Eukaryota; Fungi; Ascomycota; Eurotiomycetes; Verrucariales; Verrucariaceae. The transcript has 2 exons.